Messenger RNA from Manis javanica (Malayan pangolin), 915 nucleotides. Its product is annotated as olfactory receptor 8S1-like. Gene Ontology annotation, cellular component: membrane. The record is from RefSeq and is a predicted model, not a curated record. Gene Ontology annotation, biological process: G protein-coupled receptor signaling pathway. Gene Ontology annotation, molecular function: olfactory receptor activity; G protein-coupled receptor activity. NCBI's taxonomy places the organism in Eukaryota, Metazoa, Chordata, Mammalia, Pholidota, Manidae.
AACCACAGCACCAUCACGGGAUUCCUCCUCCUGGGGCUGCCGGCCGACCCCCACAUCCAGGUCCUGCUCUUUGCCCUGUUCCUGUAUAUUUACCUCCUGACCAUAAUGGGGAACCUCAUGAUGAUGCUGGUCAUCAGGACUGAUUCUCACCUCCACUCACCCAUGUACUUCUUCCUGAGUCACCUCUCUUUUCUGGAUCUUUGUUUAACUUCAGUCACUGUGCCCAAGAUGCUGGAGAACCUCCUGUCUCAGAAGAAAGCAAUCUCAGUAGAGGGCUGCCUCGCUCAGGCUUUUUUUGUAUUUUCCAUUGCAGGGACUGAAAUCUUUGUGCUCUCUGCCAUGGCUUAUGACCGCUACAAUGCCAUCUGCCGCCCGCUGCUCUAUGGCCAGGUGAUGAGGAGACAGUUGUGUGGGGGUCUGGUAUGGGCCUCAUGGGGCCUGGGCUUUCUGGAUGGUCUCGUGAACAUCCUCAUGGCUUGGGAUUUGGAUUUCUGUGAGGCUCAUGUGAUGCCUCACUUCAGCUGUGAGCUGCCAUCUCUGCUCUCUCUAACUUGCUCUGAUGUCUCCAGCAACUUUGCAGUGCUCGUGUGCUCUGCUAUUGUGCACGCCUCAGGGACCUUACUCCUGGUCUUCUUCUCAUAUGUCCGCAUUGUCACCACCAUCCUGAGCAUCAGGCCCACCACGGGCAGAAGCAAGGCCUUCUCCACCUGCUCCUCCCACCUCACUGCAGUGAGCUUCUUCUAUGGAUCUGCUUUCCUCCGCUAUCUCAUGCCAACCUUAAGUUCCCUGCUGGAGUUGUUUUUUUCCAUACAGUACUGUGUGGUCAGCCCCCUAGUGAAUCCCCUGGUCUACAGCUUAAAGAACAAGGAAGUAAAAGGGGACAGAACGCUGACUCCCGUCUCUCAUUUACCAUAA